Molecule: messenger RNA, 4578 nt
Organism: Schistosoma spindalis
Lineage: Eukaryota; Metazoa; Platyhelminthes; Trematoda; Strigeidida; Schistosomatidae
Source: the annotation of a GenBank genome assembly
GCCCCCAAAUGCCCUGGUACGGGCUAGAGUGGGGAGAGUCCGCUCUCCCUCUCGAAAUGCUCUCACAUGGCCAUGUGUAUAUAGCCUCUGCCAGGGAAGUCCUACUCACUGCCUUCACGUGGCGGGGGUGUUGUUUACAAAAAUGAGAGGACGAAAAGCGAAUGUCUGGCGCUUUAACCGGACUCCAAACCAAUGGUGCACAUGGGCUCCAGUAUCCUGCGGGAACAAAUGGCGUAUGAACCAAUCGUUGGUCACCGGCUACCAUGGGACUGCAUCUCCUUACGAUGCUCCACUGCCUUGUGGGUCAGACGUUCAGGUCAAAGGCUCGGGGUGUGGCCCCCUAAGAAAAGCACCUGCUUCGGUUUGGGCACCCGAGCAGUAUCACAGCCCUCACACAAAUCAAUUGAGAUUUGUGUGGCGCAUAUGUAUUUGGUGCCUCCCUGUACCUAUACUUAUGUGUUAAAAUAAAUAAAUAAAUAUAAACAUCAACCUCCCAGUGUUGCAAACUACAAGGAUUAAUAUAGGUUAAUAAACCUAUCCUUAUUGCCGAAGACUAACGAUUUCAAGAUUAGUGUUGUAUAUCUGAUGCCUAGUGCGUCAAUUAGUUUUGUUCGAGUUUUCAUGUACACUUCUGCCACGUAGUGCCUUAUAAGAUUGGCUGUACAACCUUUUGUAUGGUGGGAUACUUAGUAGUGUCUCGUGUUAUAUGUAAUCAUCUGUAAAAACUUGUUGAACCAGUAUUAUUUUGGCUUGUUUAGUUGUUUUGCCUUAUUUUUUGUAUUCGACAAGUAAAUAGGGAGUGUAAUAACAUUGGCUACAUGUAUAUCAGUUUCAUAGAACCCUUAUUACAUUCAGAUUUUUGCUGAACAUGUUUUAUAUAGAUCUAGAUGGUCAUUUGUGAGCUAUUUUGGUGCAGCAAGGUUGUAGAGAUUUAUUUGAGGUGGGAUUCCACCAAUUUUAUUAAAAUAUCACGGUUUGUGCGAUUCUUUGAAUUCAUCUGGUAUAACUAUACCUCUUUGUCUUGUCUAAUUAGUGGUCAAUACAAACUUUUAUCAUGUUCUUGAUAUAAUCUUUGUGAGUUACUAUUAUCAGGAUCACUGUUUGCACCCCUUGUAGGUUUUCUCUCACUUCCAGUCUGUCUUCAGACCAGCAAUACGCUAUCUUCAUUCUGUUAGCAUACUCAGAGCUUGCAAACAGCAUAUACUUUAUCGUAAUAUGGACUUCUAUAUCAAUGUACCUCCUCCCGUUCAUUAUCUUGAUGUUACUGAAGCGUUCAAAUCACUUAGCAAUGUGGAAAAGGAUUAUGUUUUCAGCUGCACACAAGCGUCUUGGAUUGGAGGUCUCAUAGGAUUGAUUCAAACGUCUCCUGAGUCUGCCGGGAUAUUUUUGUUUGUCAGUCGCUUUUUCCAUUUAGAGAACGUACAUUCCUUUGUUGAAAAGGCGACAAAAAAUAAUUUUUCUGAUGAAGAAAUAACUCAUAUUUUAUCUUAUUUUGCCUCAGUGCUGGGUAAUUUCGGGAAUUACUUGUCUUUUGGGGACACCAAGUUCAUCCCAGCUAUCAAUGUCGACCGGGUAACAGAAUUUUUAUCGUUAAGCAGUGGAUUUUCUAACUCAGAAACUGGUCUUAAAGACUUAUGGAAAGAAAUAGCUCCAUCCAUCUAUUCAUUAAUUCCUCGCCGUUUACGCCUUGGUUUUGGUCCCACUGAAAUUACGUCUUAUUACUCUGAGGACUGUAUUCGAAGUGAAGCUGAACUAGUUCAAAAAUAUCUGGAAAACGUUAAAAUUGAGGCGUACAAUACCCGACUUUUUAAGAGUAGUAACUCCAACUCCAAAGUUUAUUCGAUCCGGUUUGCGUCGGCUGAGAAAAAAGUUCAACCUGUACAUUUUGAUGCCCUUCCUUUGGGAACUUCCUUACAGCUCGAGUACGGUGACUACUGCGAACUUAUGGAGUUACUGGUUGACUGCUCUUUAGAUGCCAAAGCACACUCUCUUAACAAAAUCGAAUCAGAAAUGUGGGAUCAUUAUGCUCAGAGCUUUUGUACUGGGUCCUUAGACUCUCACAAAGAUGCUUCUAGACUAUGGGUCAAGGACAAAUGCCCUGUAGUUGAAAAUUACAUUGGCUUUAUUGAAACUUAUCGUGAUCCUUUAGGUGUACGUGCGGAGUUCGAGUCAUUUGUCGCAGUUGUGAAUCGAUCAAUGUCAUCUAAAUUUCAGCGGCUAGUAGAUAAUGCUGUUGAAUUACUGUCUAAUUUGCCAUGGCCUUCUACUUACGAAAAAGACAGGUUCUUACAACCAGACUUUACAAGUUUGGACGUAGUAACGUUUGCAACCUCAGGAAUCCCUGUUGGAAUUAACAUUCCUAACUAUGAUGAUGUGCGCCAAGUUGAUGGAUUUAAAAAUGUAUCCUUGGGGAAUGUACUCAGUGCUCGUUUCAAGGACCCUAAAUCAGAAUUCAUUCGAGAGGAAGACAAAAAGUUGUAUGUGGAUCAUGCGGAGAGUUCUUUCGAACUUCAAGUCGGACUUCAUGAAUUGUUAGGCCAUGGUUCUGGGAAGCUGUUUCAACGUAGUGGCGACGGAAUACUAAAUUUUGACACAAAUUCUACGAAAGAUAUCAUUAGUGGAGGUCCCAUACGUAGUUGGUAUGAACCAGGCGAAACAUACGACAGUAAAUUUUCGAGUUUGUCUUCGGCAAUUGAAGAAUGUCGAGCUGAAUGUGUUGGAAUCUAUCUAUGCAAUUUACCACUUGUCUUGGAACAGUUUAAUCUUAAUACUAAUUGCUCCACAGACAGUGUUCCAGAUGUUGUUUACGUUAAUUGGUUGUCCAUGGUUCGUUCAGGCGUAACUUCUAUGGAAUUCUAUUCACCUGCAGAAAACGCUGGUGAUAUUGGUUCGUGGCGUCAAGCACAUUGCUGUGCUCGUUAUGCAAUUUUGCGGGUUUUAAUUGAAGCUGACAAUUCUCUGGUACGUGUAGACGAAAUAGUUGGUGAUGAUGGUGCACCUGAUUUAACUAUUUUCUUAGAUCGCCAAAAGCUUUUGACAGUGGGUCGUCCGGCAAUUGGCGAAUUUUUACGAAAAAUUCAGGUAAGACCUUUUCGUUUCAAGUUUUUAUGGAUUCUUAUGAGUAGACAUGUAUCGUGCAUGUGCAUAUACUGGCACGUUACUGUGCCAUUCUGAAGACUUCAAGAUGAAGAUGCCACAGGUAUUCGGAGUUGACAACGCUUUAACCAGUUACACCUAAUAUGAAGCGUACCCACCAAGUGAAACCAAAAGACAGAAGUGAGGGGGUUCGAAGAUCUAUUUGAUAAGCUAUCAAUAUAUCGAGGAUCGUCUGGUCUAAUCUGGCUAGCGAUUGCAGUAGAUGUUGAGCACGGUGUUCCCACACGUGAUCUGAUGCGGAUGCAUGACCGAGCGCCUUCAGCUAAAUGAGUUCAUUAAAACUAAUGUGGUCAGCAUCCAAUGCCGAAGACAUACAGAGCUAUUGAUUUUGGGGAUUUAUUUACCGCUACAGAUCACUCCCCCCUAGUGAGGUAGUGAUGACUCUAAGACGUGGCCAGCCGGAAGUUUAAACCCAACGAGUUUGUCGUCGGUAAACACUUCUGAUAGUUUGCUAGGUUUAGCAGCAUCUGGUCGUCUUUCCUUACUAUAAUGGACCAUGAAGUACAAUAUAGUAAAGAAAUAAAAAGUACAAUGAAGAUUCCCGUUUCUUGCAAACUUGAUCGUUCUUUUUAUCGUCUUUUUCAGCCGUCCUGGAAAAGAAAAAAAUAUGUAAGGGCAUGUGGAAAUACACUCGUACGUGCGUAAGAACACAAUGCGAGUGUAAAAAUGGAAAAUAAACUCAUGCUCACGUAAUAGCGUAAAACAGGAUUUUUAUAAUAUGGUUUUUUUGUUUUUUAAAACAAAAAAUAAAAAUAUAUAAAAUACUAAAUUUUUUAAAUAAAAAAAUUUAUAUAUAGUAGGGGGUUUAUUUACUGCUACAAAGAGUUGAUACGAAUAAGAUUAACAAAUUCUAUGUCGUAGCAUGACAUCAAUUUAUAAAACCACUGACUUUUGGUCCAAGGUUUCUAAGAAAGCUUCUUGAAUGGAAUUAUUGUUAUUCAUUGUCAAAUAUUGCAAGUGUUAUAACUUAAGAUAAGUCAAAGUGGCCCAAAUACAAUCAUCUCUGGUUUCCAAAAUCAUAAAUUGUUUAUUCAUAUGUUUCACUCAUCUUUCAAGUCUCUUCUUUCGUUCUCAACGAGUGUUAUCAAUUUUUUUAUUUUUCAAUCUUUGAUUUUCUUGGUUCUCUCAUUAUGCUGAUAAAGUGUAUGUCAAUGUGUAUGAGUGCAUUCAUGCUAGAUACUACUCUAUGUGUGGUUGCUUUCAUUUGUUGACUUUUAAAGUCUGGAUAAAUAGCCUAUUGGAACGUGAUAUGACAACUUGGCCCAAAUCGUUUAUGUGCCAGACUCUAUCUCGAUGAUGAAUGGAUAGCUGACGAACUAUUUCUUGGUAGUAUCAUUAUUUUCUAAAGUUUCACUCACUGAAAACAUUUUGUUUGAAUGCUUUCUCUCAAUUCUUUUGUUUCAGUAUUAUAAAAGUACAGCC